Messenger RNA from Heterocephalus glaber (naked mole-rat), 2825 nucleotides. RefSeq names its product Myb like, SWIRM and MPN domains 1 (gene Mysm1). NCBI's taxonomy places the organism in Eukaryota, Metazoa, Chordata, Mammalia, Rodentia, Bathyergidae. The record is from RefSeq and is a predicted model, not a curated record. Gene Ontology annotation, molecular function: metallopeptidase activity; protein binding.
CACAGUCCCCGCCCCAUGACGCACAGUCCCCGCCCCCCCGGGCCGCAACCUCUCGCGAUAUCUUAUGGGAGGUCGGACAGGGCCAGGUGCUGUCAUGGCGGCCGAAGAGACGGAUGUGGAUGUUGAAGGGGAUGUGGUGGCGUCGGGCGCACAGCCAGGAAGUGAUGAAAGUACAGCAUCAGUUUUACAACAAGAACACUAUCUUGAUUCAUCGUGGAAAAAUGCGAAUGGCCUUAUUCCUUGGACUCUAGAUAGCACCAUCAGUGAAGAGAACAGAGCUGUCAUUGAGAAAAUGUUAUUGGAAGAACAGUAUUACUUAUCUAAAAAAUCUCUUCCGGGAAAAUUCUGGCUUGAUCGAAAAGAAGAUAAUAAAAAACACAUGAACAGGGUACAAUCUCCUACAAAACCAGCCAGUUACUCAGUAAAGUGGACGAUAGAAGAAAAAGAGCUGUUUGAACAAGGGCUGACUAAAUUUGGUCGAAGAUGGACCAAAAUUGCAAAGCUCAUUGGAAGUCGCACUGUUUUACAAGUGAGGAGUUAUGCCAGGCAAUACUUUAAAAAUAAGGUAAAAUGGGGUCCUGAGAAAGAAACACGAAAUGAGAAGAGCAGCAGUGAUCUUCAGGUUGAAAAUGAUGAUAAAGGGACAGCAGCCCAGACGCCAUCAUGUUUAAGGGCACGUAUUGAUCCUAACUUGAAUGCUGUAAGGAUUGAAAAGUUAUCUGAUGAUGAAGAAGUAGACAUCACAGAUGAGGUAGAUGAGUUGAUUUCUCAAACACCACAAAAGAAUCCUAACAGUAGUCUCUCAUCUGACAGUCCUAAUAGUAAAAUAUGUGAAACCAGUCGCAGAGCAUGCAUACCCGAGGAAAGUCCCUUUUCCGAAUCUUCCAGGGAGCAUCUUCACAAUAUAAAGCAAGACGAAAUGGAAACACAUUCAAGCUCAGAAAAUACAGUGUGGACUGAAAAACAAGGCAACGGUGGCAAAAACCCAGUUGAGUUAAAUGAUCAGAAACAUAAUAAACUGCAUGCUGGAAACAUAAUAAUAGAUGACGCUGGACGGUGGCCUUCUUCAGAGCCUUGUGAAAUUCAGAAAGGUGCAAGUGAUAGUGAAGUGCUUUUUCAUUCUUGCCAAGUGGUGGAGGAGAGCCAUGAGGAAGAAGAGCUUAAGCCACCAGAACAAGAAGUAGAAAUAGAUAGAAAUGUUGUUCAAGAAGAAGAAAAACAAGCAAUUCCUGAGUUUUUUGAGGGGCGCCAAACUAAGACACCAGAGCGCUAUUUGAAAAUUAGAAAUUACAUUUUGGAUCAAUGGAAGAUAUGCAAACCAAAAUACUUAAAUAAGACCUCAGUACGCCCUGGCCUGAAGAACUGUGGGGAUGUUAAUUGCAUUGGACGGAUUCAUACAUACCUGGAGUUGAUAGGAGCAAUCAACUUUGGAUGUGAACAGGCUGUGUAUAACAGGCCACAACCCAUUGAUAAAAUUCGAGUCAGAAAUAAAAGAGACUCUGUAGAAGCAUACCAGCUGGCACAGCACCUGCAAUCCAUGCGCACUAGGAGGCGGAGAGUCCGAGACCCAUGGGGAAACUGGUGUGAUGCAAAGGAUUUAGAAGGACAGACUUUUGAGCAUCUCUCUGCCGAGGAGUUGGCAAAAAGAAGAGAAGAGGAAAACAGCAAACCUGCCAAAUCUUCUAAAGUGUCAAGAUUAGCAAAAAGCUCAUUUGAUCCCUUCCAACUGAUAACUUGUAGUACUUUCAGUGGAGAAAAACAGGAGCCAUUUCAGGUGAAAGUGGCUUCAGAAGCACUUUUAAUAAUGGAUUUGCAUGCUCAUGUUUCUAUGGCAGAAGUAAUUGGUCUGUUAGGAGGAAGAUACUCAGAAGUUGGUAAGAUAGUGGAAGUCUGUGCAGCAGAGCCAUGUAACAGUCUCAGUACAGGACUGCAGUGUGAGAUGGAUCCUGUAUCACAAACACAGGCCUCAGAAACCUUGGCUGUUAGAGGAUACAGUGUGAUUGGAUGGUAUCAUUCUCAUCCUGCAUUUGAUCCUAAUCCUUCCUUACGAGAUAUUGACACACAGGCCAAAUACCAGAGUUACUUCUCAAGAAGAGGUGCAAAGUUCAUUGGGAUGAUUAUUAGUCCCUAUAAUCGAAACAAUCCUUUGCCGUAUUCUCAGAUUACCUGCCUGGUCAUCAGUGAGGAAAUCAGCUCAAAUGGCUCCUAUCGUUUACCUUACAAAUUUGAAGUGCAGCAGAUGUUAGAAGAACCUCAGUGGGGAUUAGUGUUUGAAAAGACAAGAUGGAUGAUAGAAAAAUAUAGGCUCUCCCGUAGCAGUGUCCCCAUGGAUCAAAUGUUUCGCCAGGAUUCCGACCUGACUUGUUUACAGAAGCUUUUGGAGUGUCUGAGGAAAACUCUGACCAAAGUAACCAGUCGCUUCAUUGCUGAGGAAUUUUUGACUCGAAUAGAAAAUUUGUUCCUUUCCAGUUACAAAAGCAAGCAAGAGGACAGAGUGGCUGAAGAGAACUGUACAAAGGAAUUGUUAGUCUAAUUAUUUUAUUUUAAAGUAAGACAUUUUAAUCUUGACACGAUAAGAUCCUGCUUUCAAGUUUGGACAUUGAAAUGAUGGUAGUUUACCUGUAGCGGAACGAAACUAAGUUGCCCAGGCUGGGCUGGAACUUGUGAUCUUCCCUCUGCCUCUCAGAAUGCUGAGAUUACCAGGGCACACCCCCAUGCUCAGCUGGGCUUGUCCUCAUGUCGUGCUCAGCAGCGUUAUGAAAACCAGGCCCAGCGCAGUCUUCCUGUCUUUUGCUGAAUAAUGCAGUAAACUAUGAAAACUUACA